AUGCUCGCCAUCAAGAAAUCAGAAAACGUCACACCAUGCGUGGCCAACGUGCUACCCUGCAGAAUCCAACACAAUGGCCCCGUCAAUGCAUCAACAAGACACUGGACACCAGAAACCAGCUCAGACGGCGAAAGCAGCACAGCAUAUUUUCGCGGCAGGAAGUUGAAUGGCAAAAUUGUGAAUUUACCAGAGGGUUACAGAGGCGCGAUAAUUCAGAAAACAGACAUCAUCCUCCCACCCACUGGCACAUCAAAUACACCCCUCGACGAAGACGAUGAUCUAUCCUCAACACCUGAAACGAAUGUGGUGCAGGAGAUUGCAUCUUUUGACAAGAUUACAGUCUGGGGCCAUGAAGUACAGCCUGAUGCUCAAGAAGACGUGUAUGUCAGGGUUGUGAAUGAGUGGAUUGGUUUGGCUAGCGCGAUGAAUUCAUUUGAGGAGUAG
This is a messenger RNA of Aureobasidium subglaciale EXF-2481, 444 nucleotides long. RefSeq lists its product as uncharacterized. The record is from RefSeq and is a predicted model, not a curated record. Lineage: Eukaryota; Fungi; Ascomycota; Dothideomycetes; Dothideales; Saccotheciaceae. Gene Ontology annotation, biological process: RNA catabolic process. Bases 1 to 444 code for a protein of 147 amino acids. Gene Ontology annotation, cellular component: ribonuclease H2 complex. The transcript is spliced from 3 exons.